This is a messenger RNA of Schistocerca nitens (vagrant locust), 3393 nucleotides long. RefSeq names its product peptidoglycan-recognition protein SB1-like. The coding region runs from base 88 to 1026 and encodes 312 amino acids. The transcript has 4 exons. Gene Ontology annotation, molecular function: N-acetylmuramoyl-L-alanine amidase activity; zinc ion binding. Lineage: Eukaryota; Metazoa; Arthropoda; Insecta; Orthoptera; Acrididae. The record is from RefSeq and is a predicted model, not a curated record. Gene Ontology annotation, biological process: peptidoglycan catabolic process.
GACGUCACGCCGGAUCUUCCUCGGUGUGUCCGCCGCGCGCAGUGUAGCUCUGUCAAGCACUGUGGACGGGGUCCGUGCAGGCGGGCGAUGGCGAGACGGCUGAACGAAGAGGAUCCGGAAGAAGAUAAUACAACUCCAGCACGUGCAGCAGCUGUAUUACCACCGCCACCGCAGCCAGCGUCGGCAGAACUGCACCAGUCAGCAGCACCACCGACCCUUAUUGUUGCUCUGUUGCCAACGCCUUCAUCACUAUGUCUGGAUCCAGAGGCAGAAGAGCCAGCUGCAAAUACUCUGGCCUCAACCACACUUCCGCAAACUUCAUACGCAGCAGCUGUGUCUGAACUAGCAACAUCUGCAGCUGCUUCAGCUACACCAGCUCCAGAUAAGAACGUGAGCCCCCCGCCAGCGACACGCCGGCCAAGUAUUCUGACGUCACACUACCUGGUGUUUGGGUUCCUCGCCUUCGGAGUGCUGGUGCUCAUCGGGAGCCUGGUGUUCACCAUACUGUCGAGUAAAGAAGCUGGACCCGACCCCGCCGAGGAGUGGAGCGUGGUGCCGCGCAGCGACUGGGACGCCAGGCCGAGCACCGCCGUGGUGCCGGUGAGGGCGCCCGCCCAGUACGUCGUGGUGGGCCACGCGGGGACCGCGCGGUGCGCGGCGCGGCCGCAGUGCCUGCCGCUGGUCCGGGAGCUGCAGGCGCUGCACCUGCAGCGCGGCUUCUCCGACGUGGCGUACAACUUCCUGGUGGGCGGCGACGGCGCCGUGUACGAGGGCCGCGGCUGGCGCGUCGAGAGCCCCCUGGCGCCCGCCGGCCUGCGGCCCAGCCUCUCCCUGGGGCUGCUCGGCGCCGCCUCCAGCCCGCCGCCCCCCGCCAACCAGCUGGCGGCUGCCCGCAGGCUCAUCCGCGUGGGCGUCGACACCGGCUACGUCGCCGCCGACUACACCCUGCUGGCCGAGUCUGUGACGGACGGCGACGAGCUGGUCCGGGAGCUGAGAACGUGGCCCCACUGGCCCGCGGGCUCAUAGCGCUGCACCGAGGCUGCCGCGGCUGAGUAAACCGCGAAUCUCACAUGAAGCGCGACGGGCCUUCGUUUCGGAUCUCCAGAUACGUCUGCUCUGGCUCGGCAUACACCGCAACGUGUUAACGAGAAAGACUGCAUUUUCUUAUGCUGACAAAUUAGAAGGAGCCAUCUGUUUUCCUCGGUAAAAGCUUUCUAAAGCCAAGAUCGCGCAACUAUUUCCUUGUUUACAAACAACAGGUUUCGGCAAAUUUUUCUGUCAUCUUCAGGUCUUCGAAAAUGUAUGUUAUAAAAUGUAUUCAUUUUGAGUUGGACCUCACACCAACGUAGAUAAAAUGUAGCACAUAAACGUUUACAUAAAUAAAACAUUUAAUAUCAAGAAACACUUUGUGGACAUGUUCGUGUAAGUAGCACGUACAGAUGAUUGUUACGUCAUAAAAAACAGACUACAAAAUAAAAUGCAGAGCAGCACAUCUAUUAACGUUAGCUGCACGUGUUCUAAUCGCUGAAGAUCUUCAAUCGUUGAGGAUCUUCGAACACUGAAGAUCAUCAAUGAUUAGAACAUGUCCAGCGAACGUUAUCACAUGUGUUACUGGGCAUUUUAUUGUGUACUUUUUAUGACGUAACAAUCAUCUAUGAGAGCUAUAUACAGGGUGAGUCGCGUAAGACGUAACACCCCCAUUAUUCCGGGGGCGAUUGCACGUAUAGACAAGUGGUGUUCGGCGAAUCAUAGCCGACUACACGGCACAUACUUUGGUACAUGCACAAUAAUCACAACGUUUAUAUUGACCGAGAUAAUGAGUCAAGUACAAGUUUUUUUAAAUGGGACGCUGUACUCCUUUUACCAUCAUUCGAACGCUCUGGAAAAGACGCGUAUAGUGAUGUAACGCAUAUUGCUAUUGUGAUUCAAAGUUCGCUUAAAAGACGCUGGGAAAUAUUGUACGGUCGGAAGCGGCUGCAGACCGUAAACACGCCUCGCGCGACACGCGGGCCGAGUUGCCGUGCUCUAUGCAGCAUGCACGUCCUACGCUACGAAGGUAAAUCCUCAUCCGCCCCCUUUUAAGCGGAGUUUGAAUCACAAUAGCAACAUGUGUUACAUCAGUAUACGCGUCUUUUCCAGAGCGUUCGAAUGAUGGUAAAAAAAAAGUAUAGCGCCCCAUUUAAAAAACAUGUACUUGCCUCAUUAUCUCGGUCAAUAUAAACGUUCUGAUUAUUGUGCGUAUACCAACCAUGUGCCCCAUACUCCGCUAUGAUUCGCCGAAAACCGCAUGCUGAUACGUCCAAUCGCCCCCGGAAUAAAGGGGGUGUUACGUCUUACGCGACUCACCAUGUAUAUGGACAUGGCCACGUGCACAAAGCGCUUCAUGAUUUUAAAUGUUUUAUAUAUGACAAACCUUUAUGUAAUGUACUACAUUUUAUCUACAUGACAACUUGGCUUGAGGUCCAAUUCAAAAUAAACGCGUUUUAUGACACAAAUUUUUAAAGACCUGAAGGUGACAGCAAAGUCUGUCGAAACCGGUUGUUUGUAAAGAAAGAACUAUUAAUCCGCUCUUGGGUUUAGAAAGUUUUUAACGAGGAAGAUGGCGUCAGGAAUCGGUCCGGUACGUUCGUGGCUGCAAGGGCGACAUCUUAUACGUUGCUAAACUAUUAGCUCUACAACAGGAUACAUGAACCUUAUUCUGGCGUGCCUUAAAUCCGAAAAUCACUGUGCGUUCGUGGCGACGUACGUUUCGAUCACUAUAGCAGGUAGUUCUCAGUGUUAGCAGGCCACGUCGCUGGAUGAACGCGCUUCAGUCGUGUACCCUCCGAAGCAGUGCUUUAUUGACACCAGACUGACUGCUCCCCUUUGCGAGGGCUUUCCUAUCGAUGCCACGUGCACAGAGACAACCAGAGGACUGUCAUCGACCACGAGGUGCAUACAGUGUCUGCAGUGGCAAGUGACACUCACCGCACAGUGUCCAAACUCCGAUCACUGUGCUACACGCGACGACGUGUUUCUGAAAGAUCUUCACUUGUCCUUCUGAAAUCAAAUUACUAGUGCAAAAAUGAACAAAGAGGAACGACAAAAUAGAAUACUGUUAAGGCUUUCGUGGCCACUUGUUGACAAACUGCCAGUUUGCUUCCGCCUCGGGUUCUUCACCCGACGUUCGUUUGAUGAUUUUUCUGAGUGGCUGGAGUGUCAAAGCUUCACCCACCAGGAAUGCAGGCUGAAGCUUUGACAAUGCCAGCCACUCAGAAAAAUCAUCAAACGAAUGUCGGGUGAAUAACCCGAAGCGGAAGCCAGUAGGCAGUUUGUCGAAGGACAAAAUCAUUUCGAACCAUUUGUACAAUGUAUGACCAGAAUUAAACUGCUGCUGGAUUUGAAAGUCACUAA